Molecule: messenger RNA, 243 nt
Organism: Cooperia oncophora
Lineage: Eukaryota; Metazoa; Nematoda; Chromadorea; Rhabditida; Trichostrongylidae
Source: the annotation of a GenBank genome assembly
AUGGGAGGAAUGGGAUCGCCAUAUGGAAUGGGAUAUCCAGGAAUGUUUGGAAUGGGCAUUGGUCCAUAUGGUAUGGGCAUGGCUGGAUUACCAGGAGCUAUGGGAAUGGGUGGUGGCUUUGGACCUCCAUAUAGUACAACAGGACUUUACGGUGGAGCUUUGGGAACCGGUAUUGGAGGGAUCUACAGUGGUGCUGCUGGUUCGCCACUCGGCAUGGGAACGAGUUCGUUCUUCAAAAAGUGA